UUCUUCAAACAGCUCUUGUUUAUUCACAGGCCAGAACAGAACAGAACUGAAGGGUUCAGCCAGCCUGCUUAUAUAGAACUCCACUACAACACAACAGUAACCACUUUCUGUAACUAUCCAAUCACUGAACGUCACUUUCAAUCCCUUAUUUGCAUAUGUGGACUUGAGUGUAAAUUAUCUACAGUAUCCCCCUGCUGGCCCAGGGUGAGAACUUCAGUACAUAACAAUAUGCUAUAUGGUAAUUUAUGGACCUAUUAGGUAUCUAAACCCAUUUGCACAUGCAGAAUGUAGGCACCCUAUAUACAGAAAUGAGCAAACCAGUGAUAUUUUAGGGAGCAAGCUAGCAGGUGGGGCCCGUUACUUCCAUCAUAGGAGCCCACACAACACAAAACACUAUUGCUGCAUGUAGGUUUUAUUUUGUUUGGUUUUUUUAUCUUACAUUUUGGAAAUGUACAUCCAGUUUUCCCCCUUUAAUUUUUUGGGGGCCCCCAAGAGAGUGGGGCCCUAAGCUAUAACUUGUUUAGCUUAUGGGUAAAUCCAGCACUGGCAGGGGAGCCACGGACCCCAAAAGUCAAAAACCUCUGGAAUAAGGCGUUCCUAUUUUCAUCAGGGAAAUGUUGGAGGGAUUGAAAACACUUGACUGGCCAAAACCCCAAAGUGGCACAGCCUCUCUCUCUCUCUCUCUCUCUUUGGCAAGGGUGGUGCUGGCAUCUGCUUGUCGUGGUACAAUUAUUCGCCGGCAGAUGGAAACCACAAGAGCCGAGGAAACGAGGGAAGGGGCAUUUCCACCCCAUCCCGAAUUUCCCCUCAGACUGCCAGGCGGCAGCAGCCGCCGCCAUAGCCCUGCUUCCCCGCGGCCACCGCCUCUAAGCACCGUCACUGGCCACCUCAGAUCCCCCCCCCUCUCUCUCCACAGCGCAAGCCCGUAUCCUUCCGCGCCAGCCAGCACAACGCGCGUGGAUUGCGUGGGGGGCGAAGGAGACGACGGAGCGGCUCCCGGCGAGGCGAUAACGGGGACGCGGCCUGAGGGCGGGCGCGGAAGGCUCGAGGGGGAGCGAAGCGCGGCGGCCACCUGCGCGCUCCGCCCCGGCCAGGCGAGCCGAGGCAGGGCUGGCUCCCAUGGUGAGGAGGAGGAGGAGCAGGAGCCGCGAUUGGGAGCCGCCGGCGCGCCCCGUCUGGCCGGGAGGCGGCACCGGCAGCGGCAGCGGGAGGAGGAGCAGCGGAGGCGCGGAACUGGAGCGGCUGCCCGCGAACAUGGCGGCGGCGGAGCAGCAGCAGCCCUUGGUGGAAGGCUCCGCCGGCGGCGGCGGCUCGUCUCCCGGCUCGGUGCCGGUGCUGUUCUGCUUCUCGGUGUUCGCCAGGCCUUCGACGGUGCCGCACGGCUCGGGCUACGAGGUGCUGAUCCAGAAGUUCCUGAGCCUCUACGGCGACCAGCUGGACAUGCACCGCAAGUUCGUGGUGCAGCUCUUCUCCGACGAGUGGAGCCAGUACAUCGACCUGCCCAAGGGCUUCCUGGUGGGCGAGCGCUGCAAAGUGCGCCUGGUGCCGCUGCAGAUACAGGUGGGCGCGGGGGGGAGCCGGCAGGGGGGCGAGCCUUGCGCACCCAGACCCGUUUCUUUGCGCGGUGGGUGGGUGGGUGGGUGGGGGGCGCGGGGUUGGGUCUCCCCUGCUCACUUUCCCCGUCACGGAAAGGGGGAGAUCCCUUCGCCCCCACCAUCCUCUCCCGUUUGCAGGAGGAGGAGGUGGUGAACUCUCCCGGCUGGCAGCUUGCUGGUUCCCUGCCGCCCAAACACGCGGGACAAACUCCAGGUCUGCCUCCUGCCCAGAGAGAAAAGCAUAAAUCUCUCUCUCUCUCUCUCUCUCGCAUUCCUUUUCUCUUAUAAAAACAGCUGCCAGGUGCAGGUCUGAAGUGGGUAGUGACAUGGGCGUCGCAGAGGGGGGCAGCUGCCCCAUCCCCCAGAUCAAGUAAAACAAUAGAAAUACUCAGUGCUUUUUUUUCUUUUAAAAAAUGUUUAGGAGUAUUCUCAUUUUCCUAUUGAUAUUAAAAAUACUGCCCCUCGUUGAGGCCGGACUUAGAUGCACAAAAUGUUUAGGGGUAUGCGUAACCCCCCAGAAAAAAAGCACAGGAAAUAACUAACUGACCCCUCGCAUCGGUCCCCCCCCAAACAAAAUUCCUGGCUGCGCCCAUGUGUAGCGAUCCUUACCACCAACCAUGGAGGGUAGGCCAAUGCCAGUAUGGCACUUGCAGACACUAAAAGUGUCCCUAUUUUGCAGGGACGGUCCCGGAUUUACAGAAGCCGUCCUCGUUUCUGGUUUUAGCCCGGAACGUCUCACUUUUCCUUAGGACGUCCCUAUUUUUAUUGGCAGGUAUGGUAGGACAUCCCUAUUUUAAUCAGAGAAACGUUGAAGGGUAUGGAGUUAUGCAACCCCGGAGCCAAGGAGAUAAGUAACUAGACAACCUUUAAAAGACAUCUGAAGGCAGUCUCGUAUAGGGAAGUUUUUUUAAAUGUUUUAUUAGGUUUUGACAUAAGUUGGAAGCUGCACAGAGUGGCUGGGGCAACCUAGUCAGAUGGGCGGGGUAUAAAUAUAUUAUUUUUUAUCAUCAUCAUGGAAUAGGGCUUUCCUAUUUUCAUCAGAGAAGUGUUGGUAUGUGCUUGGGUAGCAGAGGCAAAAAGAAAGGAGGGCUUUCCUCCUAGAGCCAUGUAAGGUGUUUCUGGCUCAGGUGAGAUGUGAAGGGGGGCUCUAUUGCACAGCACAUCAGGUAAUCUGGUCCAAAGCAUUUUUAAUUUUAAGACCAUGCCACCCAGUGAUUUCAGUGGGGCUUGCUUCCAUCUCCUCAUUUAAAAUACUGGGCAGAGUAGCAAGAAAUCCCCUGAAGAUGGGAGGAGAAAUCGGAUUCUUCCCACCUCCAGAAGGCAGGAGAAUGAUGUUGGCAGGUGGAGCAUGACUCUCCUGACACGUCUCCACUUCGGCUUACUCAAUUUUGAUGAGGGUAAGGGCUUCUCAUCUAACCCCAGCUGAGAAUUGGGAGUGCCUUUCACCUCACCCAUCUGAUAAUCCAGGGACGAAGUGCCCUCCUGCCCCAGAAAGCCAGAAAUGGACUCAAAGGCAAUACAGUGGUACCCCAGGUUAAGUACCUAAUUCGUUCCAGAGGUCCGUGCUUAACCCGAAACUGUUCUUAACCUGAAGCACCACUUUAGCUAAUGGGGCCUCCUGCUGCUGCCGUGCCGCCAGAGCCCGAUUCCGAUUUCUGUUCUUAUCCUGAAGCAAAGUUCUUAACCUGAAGCACUGUUUCUAGGUUAGCGGAGUGUGUAACCUGAAGCCUAUGUAACCUGAAGCGUAUGUAACCCGAGGUACCACUGUACGAAGGAGAGCCUUCUGUUGGACUUAUGUUAUCCUGAAGCUGGCAAGGAAAGUAUUCUCAGUCCAAAAUUAAAGUAAGAGUUUGCAGAUUUAGGAAAGGCCAUUUGGUAAUGCAUUCAAUUUGAACUAGGUAUGUGAGACUAGUUAUAUAAAAAAUCUACGCAAAGCAUCCACUUGGAAACAUAGCUGAGUGCAGAAUACGUCUCUAGAAAGCAAGUGUGUAAGGGCAUCUAACCUCAGGAGAAAGCAGGGAACUUUCAUCCACCGCCACAGCAUACAAGUACAAACUGUACAUUCAGUAAUGCCUCUUUGUCAGUUAGGGAACGUGUUUUGAGGAACAAUAACAGCCUGAUCUUGUGCAGAGUCAGGCACCGUAUUAUUGAAAAAACAGACUAGUUUAAAUAUAUUGCUUCAAAUCACUUGCACUUAACUAUCCCACAAAUUUGCUCAAAAUAGAGGUGCAAGCGCUCAUUUCCUCUACUUGUCCCUACCCAAUUUUGAUCAGUAUUUAGGCAUUCUCAUCCUGUCACGGCUGCAAGCUUUAAGUCCCAGUAACAAUCAAUAGUGUGCUGCUGCUCAUGAAAGGGAGGCUGAAUUGAAAGAUGCCGAACAGACUGAGUGUAGGAGACCAUGCUAAACAUUUGGUUUGGUUUGCUGUCCUUACUCGAUAGCACACAUUCAUUAGCCCUGUUCAGACAUCACAUUAAAACCGUAGUUUGAAACAAGUUCUCAGAGUGCUCCUGCUGCUGCUCUGUCUGACUUGUCCUUUGAACUGAGGCUUGUAGUUUUUCUCUUCAGACAAACCAAAAGGUUUGUUCUGGGCCUGUUGCUUAUGGUUUGUUUGAGGGAAAUAAGCCACAAACCUGUGUUUUGACAUCGCAAGAAGUCAGUCUGGCUUGCUUUGUCUGCAGUGCCAGGGAACCUUUGAGCAGCAGGCACCAGCUUGCUUCUCAUUUAUCUCAAACCAUAGUUUCUUCUAAAGUUAAGCUAAAUGUCAUGUACAAACUGUGCCAGUGUGCACAAAAAAGGUACUUGAAAGAAUUUUUCAAAGUUAAGCCACACUGCAUUUACUGAUGGUGAGUCAGCUCCAGCUUAAACUUUCAUCUUUUAAGCAACUUUACGUAUGCUUAUCACGGACAUAAAAUAAUUCCCAAGUAGUUGCUCACACUGUUGAAAAAUUACGAGUGCAGUCCGGAGAGCCACUUCCACUAACAUAAGGGAGGUGAGUUUUGAUUUCUUCCAACUGCAGCCCCUGGGAUGGUGCAAGGGGCUGCAGUGAGAUGGAAUAGCUGGGAAAGCCACAUUGCAUGAGGACAAUAUUGCUCACAGUUCCCUGGAUUCCAUCCUAUGUUUUAGAAACAAAAGAAGCUGUCUCAGACAAUUGAUUUACCUAGUUGGGUAUUGACUAGCUGUAGAUCUCCAGGGUUCGAGACAGGAGUCUUUCCAGAAACUGCUGAAGGUUGACCUUCCGCACACAAAACGUGAGUUCUGCUACCGAGCUGCAACCCUUCUCCUUAAAUAAACAUACAUUAGAAAGUGUGAGUUGCAGAAUUAUGCAUAGGGGUUAACAUGGUUGUAUUAGUAAAGGUCAGCAGAGGUUCUUCCUGUAUUCAGAGUGACAUUAGUAAGGAUAAAGACUCACAGUGCUUUAAAGGAUGGUGAAGAUGGUUUUAGAGUGCUAUCCCCACCCUCCUUUAGUUCUGUGUCCUGUGCUAGCUUCGGGGAAAUGAAAAACCUGUUUUGUAGAUUUUCGGAGAGAAGCCUUCUGCAUCGAGUGCCAGUUUUUUGCAUUUAAACUUCUUGUGAUUUUUUUGGGGGGGAGGGGGGACUUUUAUUAUGGUGAAGGGUGUGUGUGUCUGUGUCUCUGUGUGCUACUUCAAAAGAGCAACUUUAAGAAAGGGUUCAGUCUGCCUGAGGCAAAAGUGGUGGGUUGACACAGCUCCUUAGAAUGGGGAACAAUUUUCCAGUCCUAGUAGUCUGAAUGUAAAUAGUGAAGCUGGGAUCACAUAAUAGGGGAAGAACCCACUGCGAUUCACUUUAGAAUGCUGUUUUUUUGCUUAGUUGUUUUUUAAAUUAAGCUUUUAAUUUAUCAAGUAUUUGCAAUACGUCAUGUUCGGUGUUGCUGUAUUUGCAAAUCUCAAUGUCGAUGCCUGUUACCUUUAUCUUGAAAUGUGUUUAGAUUGCACAUGUCUUCAGGUGCUGGAAGACUGCAUGUCAGAGCUAUCUCAGCAGAUAAUGACUGGGAUCCAAAGAAUUGUGUAACACUUGAAGGAGCUUUUGAUUUUUCUUUUUCCUCUUGCUGUUACAUCUUGGUUUUGAAACAGAGGAUUUGUGAGUUGACUGUAUGACAUGGGAGCAUGCUGUUCAAAGAAAAAAAAGUCCAAUAUCCUGCUGGACACACCUAGCCCUUUGGGCUCACCUAAAGUGGGUAUUUGGCUCCUAGCCAAUGUAAAAUUUCCCCCCUCAAAUAGGACUUGCUUGACCUGUGAUUUCUGAUUUUUCCUUUAUUUCAGUUAACUACAUUGGGCAACCUCACACCUUCAAGCACUGUGUUUUUCUGUUGUGAUAUGCAAGAGAGAUUUAGACCUGCUAUCAAGUAUUUUGGAGAUAUCAUCAGCGUAGGACAACGAUUAGUAAGUUUACCUGGUUUCUUAAUAUAACAUACCUGGUUUCUAAUUUUAUCAGCUGCUGCUGCUGUAUAAUUUUUAUUGUUAUGGACUAUUUUAUUGCUUAAAUAAAAGUUUAAUUCUUGUGUCGGCUUUUUCCAUUUGCAGCUUCAAGGUGCACGAAUUUUAGGAAUCCCAGUUAUUGUAACGGAACAGUAUCCUAAAGGUCUUGGAAGCACAGUGCAAGAAAUAGAUUUAACUGCAGCUAAACUUGUCUUACCAAAAACAAAGUUUUCUAUGGUAUUGCCUGAAGUUGAGUCUGCAAUAGCAGAGAUUCCUGGAGUUCGCAGUGUUGUUUUAUUUGGGGUAGAAGUAAGUACUGCAUUCAUAACUUGCCUAUAGACUUUCUGAAAAAUGAUUAUUAUUUAGAUAAAAGUGACGUUUUUGUAUUUUUUAGUGUUACAGCAAUAAUCCUAUAAAUAUUUAUAUACAUAGAGAAGAACAGAUAUAUGAAAACCAAUGUUAUUCCAUAAUAGAACAAAUAGGUUACAUGCUAUCUGUAAAUACAGCUUGCUAAACUUGCUCUAAUCACUUAUAUACACUUAUAUUCGGAUCAUUUUGUCUAACUGUGGAAAACAAAUACACAAACAGCUAGCUUGUCCUGAAGUUGUUGAUAUUCUGUUUAUGUGAUAGUUGAUGAAGUUAAUUUUUGUUUUUCUCCAAGACUCAUGUCUGCAUCCAACAGACAGCUCUGGAAUUGGUAGGCAGAGGUCUCGAAGUUCACAUUGUGGCCGAUGCAACAUCUUCAAGAAGUAUGAUGGACAGAAUGUUUGCCCUGGAGGUAACUACUUUGAGAUGGGGAUGUAUAUGAGAUUGAUCUCUUUAAUUGUUACAAGAUGGGCAUAACCAUUAACUUUCUGAUAGACUUUAGGAUUCAUACUACAUGGAAGAGAAGUGGGAACCAUAUUGUAACCAAAAAUGGUAGAAAAUCCGAUGAGAUCCAUAUGUCUUGCUUAUUUUGUCCAAGUCAUUCAUUUUGGGGAUAUCUAGGAGUUGCUCUCUUUACCUGCAUUCAGGAAACAUGUAAAGUCUCUUUUAUUUAUCUAAGCUUUUGGCUGAUCGUUUUGUACACUACUGUUUUUUACUACUAAGCUUUAAUAUUAAGGCCGGACCAACAAUGGAGAAAGCUCAAUAAGAAAUUGUUUUUGGAAGUUUGUGAGGAGAAGUCGAUCAGUAUCCAUCAAGAAUGGUUUUUGAUUUAGGGAAUUCUACCAUAGCAGGAUGGUUGGGUUAUAAUGGAUGUGUUUUUCCAGACUUUCUGUCUCGACUGCCGAUCUAAUAGUGUUACUAUAAAAAUUCCUUUCUGUACCACAACUGACUCAUCCUUUGAUUUUAUCUAGCAUUAAAAUAAUCAGCCCUCUCCGAUUCUUCACUGUAUCAUCCCUAGAGUGCAAUCCUAUGCACAGUUAACGAGAAGUAAUUCUGCUGUUUUCAGUGGGUUACUCAGACAUAAGUAUUUAUUGGACUGCUGUCAUAAAGUAUUAAUAAAUACUUUUAUGAUUUUCUGUUUGGGUACAAAACAUUCAACUGCUGUAAUAAAGAUCAUUGGAACUAAAUGUUAUUACGACAUGUUGUUUAACCAUCUUACUGUUAGAACUGAACUGUCCAGCUAUACCAAAAACAAAAUGCCAAACUUCCCCCCCACAACUUUCCUUUCAAUGAGAAAAUUGUUGUUUCUCCAUCAUAAGCAUUGCUCCCCUGACCACGUGACUAAGUUAUGUCCAUUAAUUUUAAAUAAGUCUACACUAAGUAAUACUUAUUUCUUAUCCUCCCGCUUGCAGAGAGCAAUUUUCAUAUGUGAUGGCAAAUGUUUCUGCCUAAUUCUCAGUGCAAAGCGAUUUGCCCUCAACUUUUCUAAUACAUACUGGACAACAGUCAUGUUCUUAUAGGGGAUUUAGGACGAUUUCUUAUGGCCUUGUAAACCGGGCAUAUUCAAAGAAGAUAAUUCCCAACUUUGACUUUGUGUCAUUAUUUGUUUUAAAUGUCACCUGGACCAAACAUUUUUGAAGUUUGCAUUUGCAGCUUUCUUUGUUCUUUAAUUACUGCCUCAUUUUCUGAAUGAAAGCAUUAUUUAGUGCUUCCUCAUUUUUGCUUGUUCCUUGUGUGUGUUUUUGUGUUGAUAUUUGGAAUGUUUAAGAGUUAGGAGUAUCCAGGUAUCACAUCUGAUUGAGCCAUGAAAGAUUAUGCUGUAAUAAUAAAGAACGUUAGUUUUUAAGAAACCACAAGGCUUUCUUUUGCUGUUCCAGAGUAGCAUAGCGUCUUUCUAGAAACUAGGCAUUUUUUGUAUAAUUUCUCACCCACUUCUUUACCACGACUACAGCCAUUUGACAAACCUAUCAUGCUAAAUCAAAUCUUAUUUUUCAUUGGCAAAGGUGUGCAUCUGAUCUCAGUGUUUCCAUCGAGAACUCUUUAAUAUAUUAUGCAUAUUUUUCUCCCACCAGCAGCUAAAAUAUCUUGAUAGUCUCAGAAGUGUGACAGGACAAAAAUAAAUUGAUAUUAGGGAAGUUGGUAUUCCUCUAAUAAGGAUCUGUCAAAUUUAAUAUGUUACAUGGAAUAUGACCUCCUGCUGUUAAAUCCUGUUUAAUUUCACCAAGGACAUAGGUAAUUUUAUAUUACCAGUGCCCUUUUGCUAGAAAAAUGCCUCCCUUGUUAUCUUAUAAUGGCAAUAGUGCCCACCUGAGAAAUGCCGGAACUGAAUUCCGGCAGGAAAAAAAGCCCUGUGUAUUACUAUUCCAUAUAAGUGAUUUAAAGUCCUAGCCAUUUGGAGUUUUAAUCCAGCCUACCUACAUUGCAGUGAAAGAGAACAGAAGUUUACCCUCGCAAAUGGUAAUGGAUGUUUCUCUUGUUUUAAAAUAACGAACCGUAAUAUAUUGUGCCGAGAAAUUUUAUUUAUUUAUUUAUUUAUUUAUUUAUUAUUAUUAUAGUUUUUAUUAGGUUUUUGGUUUUACAUCUCAGAAUAAGCGUCUUGCAUAGUACCAUACAUUUGAUGACUUCCCUCCUUUCCCUUCCAUGGUUCAUUUGCUUUUAUCCACCAUUCCUGCAUAUUUUGCCAUAACCAUUUUAUUCUCCCAUCUUACAUUGCUCAAGUAUUUGUUACCCUGUUGAAUUCACCUUAACGCUGCCAGCGUUUCCAGCUGUGCAAAAUUGCUUUCCAUAUACUCGGCAAAAAAUUCCCCACUCUUUAAAUAUACGUUCUUCUUGCUCUCUUCUUCUGUACGCUAGGCCAGCUAGUUUCGCGUAUUCUAUCAUCUUAAAUUGCCAAUCCUCCUUACCUGGGACCUCCCUCACCUGUGACAAGAAAUUGCAGAGGCAGUGGUAUUGUGGUUGAAAAGUUACUCGCUAGGUAUGCAGCGUAUACUCACCCCAGCUGUCUUCUUUUGCUCUUUUUUUUCCAGCGUCUAGCUCGCACCGGGAUUAUCGUUACCACUAGUGAAGCUAUAUUGCUGCAGCUAAUAGCCGACAAAGACCACCCCAAAUUCAAAGAAAUCCAGAACCUCAUUAAGGCAAGUGCUCCAGAGUCAGGGCUCCUCUCCAAAGUGUAAAAGACGACAUUCUUGAAAGACCAUUGGAAAUGGAGAGUCAAAGAUGUAAACUUUCUCACUCGCGUGCACACACACACACACAGACACACACACACACACAUCACCUGCAAAUCGAUGUUAUUGUGCUUGCCUUAGCAGAAUUUGUUUGGUUACGCUGUUCAGGUGCGAGUGUAUUCUGUUAGUCACAGUCGUCCCAAGGCUCUGGGUACCAUAGGAUCGUUUUCGUUGUCAAACAAACUUUUAAAACAGAGGUGCCUGUUUGUCUCUACUGUACCCACUGAUUGUAACACAGUUCGGAAAAGUGCAUAUUUUUGUGAAACCUCGAUUGUGCAAACGUACUUUGGAAUUGUUUUACUUUUUGUACUAAUAAUACAAUGACAUAGAUAAAUGUGAUACAUGACGUUUUGCCAGUCUACAAAUAGAAUCAUAUUUUAAAUAAAAUGAGAUAGAUAUAUAUACUUUGGGUGGGCGGGAAUGGUGCUUUAUAGUCAGAAGAACAAGCUAAGGGAACAGGCAAUAUAGAUGUAGUACUUUAGAAGGUAACUUAGCAAAGCUGAUUCUUGAUUAUCCGAGACUUUAUUACUAAAUGGUGUUACAAAGUCCUUUCUAACUGGAAAAAAAAAGUCUGCGGAUUGAUGUUCACUUUAAAAUAAAGAGCAAUUCUGUCAGCUUGUUAAUGGGAGUAAGUGAGUGACAGAUGACACUGAAGUGAGUGACGUUAAUUCACUUGUAGACAGUUCAAAGUAAGAUGCUCAAACUCUUCAUUUCCAAGUACUAAAAUAACUUUUUUUCUGGAUGCGUUGGGGGAUUUAUUUUUAAUCCCUGUAUGCCUAGAUUUAACGAACUCCAUCUGGCUUCUACAUUAGUUCAAGCAAGCUUUGGGGUGGGGGUGGGGAAUCAGCUUCUUCAGUUUUUUUAUGCAGUAUUCUGCAAUAUGGAUGCUAAAUAGGCUUUAAAAGGAGUCCGGUGUAAUAGUAUAUUUUGAAAAAGACAUCUAUAAUUUUAUAGCUGGAAGUAAAUUUGAAUAACAGUGCCCUUAAUACAGGCCAAUUAAUUCAUGUUAGAACCGAGCUCAAAUUGUUCUAGGAUUUGUAUCAAGUAUGUUUGUGGCUUUAUAGGAAUAUAUUUUGCAAUAUGACAGUAAUAAUACCGAUGUGGUUUUUUUUAAAAAAAAACAAAAACCAUGCAUUGAUGGAAAGUUCUUAAAUUUCCCACAAACAUUGACUCUUAAAAUGAUCGUGGUAUGUUCAAAUAAAUGCAGAUGUUUACUGUGUCUUGUUGUGAUAU
Messenger RNA from Podarcis lilfordi (Lilford's wall lizard), 10858 nucleotides. The record is from the annotation of a GenBank genome assembly. Lineage: Eukaryota; Metazoa; Chordata; Lepidosauria; Squamata; Lacertidae.